Gossypium arboreum is the source of this 2379-nucleotide messenger RNA. Its product is annotated as protein kinase and PP2C-like domain-containing protein. Gene Ontology annotation, biological process: protein phosphorylation. The transcript has 11 exons. The coding region runs from base 200 to 2179 and encodes 659 amino acids. The record is from RefSeq and is a predicted model, not a curated record. Lineage: Eukaryota; Viridiplantae; Streptophyta; Magnoliopsida; Malvales; Malvaceae. Gene Ontology annotation, molecular function: ATP binding; protein kinase activity.
UAACCGUAUAUAAAAAAGGGCGCGAUAAGCAAGUGAUGGCUGAAGCUCUCCCUGUAGACUACCAUACAAAUACCAAGCAAGCAAAAAGAUUUGGGAAAUUUCCAAAGAAGCUGCUGUUGCCGGGAAAUUUCCCAUAUCCAAAUCCCAUUGCUCUUUAAUCUUUAUUGCUGAUGCCCAUUGGAAAAUUGGCCAAGAAAAAAUGGGGUUAGACAUAGUGGAACCAAACACUUGCGUUAGAGGUUGCUGCUCCAGCAACUCCAUCCCUCUUCACCUUCCUCCUUCUUCCUUCACUCUUCUUUCCCCUAUUGCCAAAGGGGCUGAAAGCGUUGUUUAUGAAGCUAUUUUGGAUGGAAAGAAAGUUGCUGCCAAGAAACCAACCUUGUCUACCUCGGAGGAAUUGGAUAAAUUUCACAAGGAAUUGCAGUUGCUGUGCCAGCUACAUCAUCCUGGGAUAGCAACUCUCCUCGCCGCUCAUGCUAAACCUCCCAAUUAUCUGUUUUUCUUCGAAUUCUAUGAGAAAACUAAUCUGGCUCAUCAAUUACACGUUGAAGAAUGGAUUCCCGAUCUUGAUCAGGCGUUGUCAAUCAUGCUCCAGUUAGCGAAGGCUUUGCAAUAUCUGCAUAACAAAGGAAUCAUACAUAGAGAUGUGAAACCGGCAAAUGUUCUUCUUGACAGAGACUUUUCUGCAUGCCUAGCUGACUUUGGUUUGGCAGAGUAUAAGAAAGAUCUUAGAAGAGUCUCUACUGUGAAUUGGAGAUCUUCUGGCAAGCCAACAGGUGGGUUUCACAAAAAAAAUAUGGUUGGAACUCUUAUUUACAUGGCACCUGAGAUAUUGACGAAGGAGAUACAUACAGAAAAAUCAGAUGUCUAUAGCUUUGGAGUGUCUAUCAAUGAACUGCUAACUGGCGUUAUCCCAUACACUGAUAUCCGUGCUGAAGCUCAGGCCCACACUGUUCUGGAGAUGAACUAUACUGAGCAGCAACUUACUUCAGCUGUGAGCUCUGGUGGACUGCGUCCAGUUCUUGCUGGUAUUGAGUCUGGAGUACCAGAAAGUAUGCUGUCACUAAUUCAAAAGUGUUGGGAUGCAAAUCCUCAAAACAGGCCAUCAUUCAAUGAUAUCGUGUUAGAACUAGAUGAUAUGUUGCAACAAAGAAAGAAAAUGGAGAAAGAAGAUUUAUCUCUUCACCAGCCUCCCAUUUCUCACUUCCAUCAAGUCAUGGAUGAUGUUAAUAAACUUCAUACCUAUCAGGAAAAGAUUAACUGGUCAACUCAGGGAGAAUGUGUAUCCAAAGGAGCUUCAUUUGGAGUACAUUCUGGUUUCAGAAUGUGGCUUGAUGGUUUUGAUGAUCCUUUUGCAUAUCAUCUAGUGCUUUCUUGGGGAUCCUUUGCUACAUGUGGAAGACGGGAGAGUAUGGAGGACAUGCACUUUCUUAUGCCUUUCCUAUGCAAUGAGAAGGAUGUUCAUGCUUUUGGUAUCUUCGAUGGGCAUAGAGGUGCAGCAGCAGCUGAGUUUUCAGUUCAAGCAUUGCCAGAAUUUCUGAAAGCCUUAGGUUCUAUGUGCAGUCCUGCUGAUGCACUGGUGGAAGCAUUUGUUAGGACAGAUGUUGCAUUUAGAGAUGAACUUGAUUCUCAUCGAAAAUCAAGGAGGGUUAUUCAGAAAGACUGGCAUCCUGGCUGCACUGCAGCUGCUGCUCUAAUUGUUAAGAACAAGCUUUUUGUUGCUAAUGCAGGUGACUGCAGGACAAUUUUAUGUCGAAGAGGGUGCCCUGUAGCUCUAAGUAGGGAUCAUGUUGCAAGCUGUCCUGAGGAGAGAAACCGAGUUGUUAGUGCAGGGGGGGAGGUAAAAUGGCAAGUUGAUACUUGGAGGGUUGGUUGUGCUGCACUUCAGGUAACUCGCUCCAUUGGUGAUGAUGAUUUGAAGCCUGCUGUAACUGCAGAACCUGAGAUAACAGAAACUGUACUUUCAGUUGAGGAUGAGUUCCUGGUAAUGGCUAGUGAUGGACUCUGGGAUGUUGUGAGUGAAACGGAGGUGAUAAACAUCAUCAGAGACACGGUUAAAGAGCCGGCAAUGUGCUCAAAAAGGUUGGCAACGGAAGCUGCAGAACGUGGCAGUAAAGAUAACAUCACAGUCAUUGUUGUGUUCCUUCGUCCAGUAUCCACAGCAGAGAGAGUUUACUAAAGGUGUUUUUGAUUGUUUUUUGUGAACUCAAUUCGCUUGCCAUGACUAUUGAAAUACAGAUGAAAUAAAUCAUCCAUGUUAUGAGCAACAGCAUUUGGCCUUUAGGAGCUGGUUUUGCUUCUAAAAUAUUCAUUUAAUAUUGUUAUAUUUCUUUAGUCGAUACUUUAUUCUGAAAUAAUAAAAUUAAUUUUAGGUCAGAA